Colletotrichum acutatum is the source of this 561-nucleotide messenger RNA. RefSeq lists its product as uncharacterized. Lineage: Eukaryota; Fungi; Ascomycota; Sordariomycetes; Glomerellales; Glomerellaceae. The transcript has 3 exons. The record is from RefSeq and is a predicted model, not a curated record. Bases 1 to 561 code for a protein of 186 amino acids.
AUGUACGGUAUUAAGUCUAAGAAAUCCACAACGGUAACUGUGAGUCCGACUGUCCGUCACCUUAGUUUGGAUGGAUGCGACGGGAAGGAGAGAACCUACACCAACAGGAGACUCGAGGACCUGGAUGACUGUGCAGCCGUGGCAGCGUCCCGUCGUGGGCAGGACAGACCUGUGCAUUGUAUUGUAUACAUCUUCAACAUCCCACUUCGUGUGGUGCAUCAUGUAGCCAGAACUCGUGAGCCCACCAAACUCCCGUACCGCGUGUCAAUGCUUGCAUCAGACAAGCACAGGGACUACGGCUUCCUGCAUAUACCAUUUACUCCCUCGACCUCUAAAAACCUCCCUCACAUCACCCCGGCCCAGCGCCGUCAGUCGGCUAUCCGCCAAACGACCCUGUCUACCACCUUGUCCCCGCGACCUCAUGUGGUCCGCGACGCGAACACCGGUCUCGAGACGACUGCGCCAACCAUCGAGUCCAAGGGACCUCGUCCUGUCGUGACCAGCACGUCGCACAAGAAACGCCUCUUUCCUCUCCACCAACCCACUAUUGGAGACUCCUGA